UUACCAAUAUCAUCAUCAUCAUCAUCAUCUUUUUGCACAUCGGUUAUUAUAAAAUUUAUUUUCGUUUUUCAUUCUUCUUCUGUCAUUAUACAAUAAAACAACUGUCAUCAUACAUAUAAAAAAAUCAUCAUCAAAAUAUAUAAAUAAAUAAUGAGAGAAUAUAAGAUUGUUGUUCUUGGUUCUGGUGGUGUUGGUAAAAGUGCACUUACUGUCCAGUUUGUGCAAGGAAUUUUUGUCGAGAAAUAUGAUCCAACAAUUGAGGAUAGUUAUCGUAAACAAGUUGAAGUUGAUGGCCAACAAUGUAUGCUCGAGAUACUUGAUACGGCUGGAACGGAACAAUUUACCGCUAUGCGUGACCUAUAUAUGAAAAAUGGUCAAGGAUUUGUAUUAGUAUAUUCCAUAACAGCACAAUCAACAUUUAAUGAUCUGCAGGAUCUUCGAGAACAAAUCCUUCGGGUGAAGGAUGCUGAGGAUGUUCCGAUGAUUUUAAUAGGAAAUAAGUGUGAUCUUGAAGAUGAACGUGUUGUAGGUAAAGACCAAGGUGCAAAUCUAGCACGUUCAUUUAGUAAUUGUGCAUUUUUGGAAUCAUCCGCAAAAGCCAAAAUAAAUGUUAAUGAAAUUUUCAACGAUCUUGUUAGGCAAAUAAAUCGAAAAAAUCCAGAGAAAAAACAAAAACCACCACGCAAAAGUAAAUGUAAUAUUCUGUAGAUUGAUAAUGAUGAUGAUGACGACGACAAUGUUCAGUGAAGUGAAUAGAAAGAACCAACUGGUGGGUCUACAAAUUCAUUUUUUUCAAGAAAUUAUCAAACGACGAUAAAAAAAAUCACCGCCAAAAUCCCCGAUAUAUAUAAAUU
Molecule: messenger RNA, 854 nt
Organism: Dermatophagoides farinae (American house dust mite)
Lineage: Eukaryota; Metazoa; Arthropoda; Arachnida; Sarcoptiformes; Pyroglyphidae
Source: RefSeq, a predicted model, not a curated record